Molecule: messenger RNA, 2537 nt
Organism: Sphaerodactylus townsendi
Lineage: Eukaryota; Metazoa; Chordata; Lepidosauria; Squamata; Sphaerodactylidae
Gene: MAEA
Product: macrophage erythroblast attacher, E3 ubiquitin ligase
Exons: 9
Coding region: 112-1302 (396 amino acids)
Biological process (GO): proteasome-mediated ubiquitin-dependent protein catabolic process
Cellular component (GO): cytoplasm; nucleus; GID complex
Molecular function (GO): protein binding; ubiquitin protein ligase activity
Source: RefSeq, a predicted model, not a curated record
AGGCGGAAGCGCGGAGCUUCCCGGCGUGCUCCGCGGCGCAGCGGCGCUGGUGUUCCGGAAGGGGGGCCGGGUACGGCGGCGCGGGGAGCGGGGCUGGGCGGCCGGGCCAAGAUGGCGGUGCAGGAGUCGCCCGCGCAGCUCUCCAUGACGCUGAAGGUGCAGGAGUACCCCACGCUCAAGGUGCCGUAUGAAACGCUGAACAAACGAUUCCGUGCAGCUCAGAAAAACAUUGACCGAGAGACUAGCCACGUUACGAUGGUGGUGGCGGAGCUGGAGAAGACGCUGAGCAGCUGUCCAGCUGUGGAUUCUGUUGUUAGUCUCCUUGACGGAGUAGUUGAAAAGCUCAGUGUUUUGAAACGAAAGGCAGUGGAAUCAAUCCAGGCUGAAGAUGAGAGUGCAAAGCUAUGCAAGCGCCGGAUUGAGCAUCUUAAAGAGCAUAGCAGCGAUCAACCAGCUGCUGCAAAUAUGUGGAAGAAAAAACGCAUGGAUCGCAUGAUGGUGGAACAUCUCUUACGGUGUGGUUACUACAACACAGCUGUAAAACUAGCUCGGCAAAGCGGUAUUGAGGACUUGGUAAAUAUUGAGAUGUUUUUGACUGCCAAAGAAGUAGAAGAAUCCUUGGAAAGGCAAGAAACUAUGACUUGCUUAGCUUGGUGUCAUGAUAACAAGUCUAGACUCAGGAAGAUGAAGAGUUGUCUGGAGUUCAGCCUAAGGAUUCAGGAGUUCAUUGAACUUAUUCGGCAGAACAAGAGGCUGGAUGCUGUGAGACAUGCAAGGAAACAUUUCAGCCAGGCUGAAGGAAGUCAGCUGGAUGAAGUGCGGCAAGUGAUGGGGAUGUUAGCCUUUCCUUCUGACACUCACAUCUCUCCUUACAAGGAUCUUUUGGACCCUGCUCGGUGGAGAAUGCUAAUCCAACAGUUUAGAUAUGAUAACUACAGGCUGCAUCAGCUGGGGAACAAUUCGGUCUUCACUAUAACACUGCAGGCUGGACUCUCUGCUAUAAAAACACCACAAUGUUAUAAAGAAGAUGGCAGUUCAAAAAACCCAGACUGCCCCGUGUGUAGCAAAUCCCUGAACAAGCUGGCUCAGCCUCUGCCAAUGGCCCACUGUGCCAACUCCCGACUAGUCUGCAAGAUCUCAGGAGAUGUGAUGAAUGAGAACAAUCCUCCCAUGAUGCUUCCCAAUGGAUAUGUGUAUGGAUACAAUUCUUUGCUUUCAGUUCGUCAAGAUGACAAAGUAAUUUGCCCAAGAACCAAAGAGGUCUUCAACUUCUCACAAGCUGAGAAAGUCUACAUUAUGUAACUCCCUUGUACAAAGUGCCGCUGGAAUUUGACACAGUAUAUUCUGGCAUGCCCUUAAAGCAAGAUCUUGUGUGUGGCAAACAGACCUGCCAUUUUUUUCUGUGGGGGAGGGAGGGUUAGAUUUGUUGGUGGCAUUUUUAAUUGCGACCAAAGAUCAAUAAACAACAGUAUACACUCUAGACAUGAGAAAGGAGGACUAACAGUUUGUACGUUGGAGGGAACAAAUUUUGAAUGCCUGGAUUUUGUAACAGUAAUUGGACUCUUCCUCUCAUGCUCCUCCAGCAAAAGAAGCUUACUCAAAAAAUGGACCAUUUCACUUGGGAGAGAAAAUUGCAGUGGAUCCCCAAAGGGUCGUGUUUGGUUUCAGCAUCUCCACUACGUGCCCAUGUGGGGGAACUUUCUUAUUUUAAGGAGCCAAAUAUGCAAAUGUGCGGUAUGUCCACACCAGAGUCGUAGCCAGCUGCAGCCUCUGGAUGUGUGUCCAUCUUGUGGCUCCAGGCGUGCUUCUGUCCCCUUCCAGGGCAGUAGUGGUCACCACAAGGGAUGCCAACUGACCACAUAUCUGCCACGUGACAGUGUGAAGUUGGCCUUGGUGCACUUCGUUUUUUUGUUCACUGAUGACAAAGAGCUCUUAUCCUCAAUCUUUCUUUCCACAUUUUCAAUGAUUGUGUCUGCCAUAGUAGCUCUUCAUGCAACAGAUGCAGACAGAAUUGACACAAGGCCGACUUCACUGGAAGAAUUAGAAAAUUCUCCGAAGGGGAACGGAAAUAUUUCUUCUCCCAGCCCCCUUUCCAGAAACCCUCCCCUUUUGAAGCAUUGUAGAAAGAUUGCAUAAAUACAGAUAUAACUGAGAACAUUACAGGCACAGGACACUGCUUGUAUGUCUGUUUUCCAGUUUACCAUAGUGUUAAAAGUCCUUCACUUAUUAGUUACUACAUGCAUAGCAUUCAAUAUCAAACCAUUAGUGCUACUGCCUUAUUUCUUGCUUUGAGAAUGUACUCACAUUUUUAAAAAACUCAACCUUAAAUGUUUGGCAAGUUUUUGAAGAUGGCUUGCGGGAUAAUUAUGUAAUUUUAGGGUGUUAAUUAGAGAUUAGUUCAAAUCUAACAGCUACAAAUCACACCCGUAUCACUCUCCAAACAAAACCAUUGUAAUUAAAAUCAUACAGUAGAAGUUUGUAUUUAGCAUUUAUUUUUGCAUGUUGAUGUUGGUUAGCUAAUAAAGACUGUAAACAAA